CUACUCCACCUUCGCCGCCCGAGGAUUUCGCCAUGUCCGGCGACAUUGCCGGCGCCGAUCGAUCCCCGGCUGCGCAAUCACAGCCUCCGUGGACCGUGUCCCUUGCUCCCUUCGCCCCAUGCGUUUCACCAUCCCCUCGCCGCCUCUCUAGCUGUUUCAAAGAGCGAGGACGGCCGGUGCUCUCCGCUAGGAGGCAGCUGGCUUGGGUUUCCUUGCAGGGACGGCUCAUAGGCGGUGAGGAGGCAACUUCGGCGAAGGCUAUUGGCGGAGGUUUAGACCCUGAUGAAACCGUCGCUUGGGAGCUCUUCAGUCCGCUCCAUAGGGUGCUCAUCGUCGCCGUGAUGGGCGUAGCCACCGCUGAGUCUAAGAGAUCCAAGAAGAUAUCGCAGCUCCAGAGAUCAGUCGAUCUUAGGGAUCAAGUGCUCCUAGGCAUGCAACAAAAGCUUGAUGAUCUGUGUAUGCAAAUGAGUACUGCAGUGGAUUGGCCAAUGAAAUCAAACAACAAGAUGCAUUUUGAGAAUGAUGCGCCUUCUUGUCUAAAGUUACCAGAACUGAAUCCUGAGAGUGGAAUUACCCCACUCUUUAAGAAUUCUUUGGAUAAGCCAAAGGAGGAGUGUGUGAGAGAAUUUCGCAAAGAUGAGAUGUUUAAGAGCGCUCAUGUCAAUAGUGGCGAACAAGAGGAGCGUCGAUUGUCUGAUUUGUCUGAUUUUUGUGCUAGUGUUACAUCUUCUGUGGACAUCCAGUUGAGUACCCUCGCUGCAGAGCAAGAUUAUUUCAAUCUUCGCCGGGAAUGUGAAGAGAAGGAUUCAACCAUAAGAGAACUGAGUGCUGCCAUCCAUGCAUCUGGUGUUGUUAGUUCCAAGAGAAUUAUGGAGUUGGAAGAGAUCAUAAGAAGGAAAAACAUGGUGAUUAGUAAAAUGAAGAAAGAUAUGCUUGCUCUAGAGCAACAGGUUAUUCAAUUGACAAGGCUAAGAAGAAAGUCCUCCCCGACCUUAUCAAACUCCAAUGACCCCCCGCAGCUUCCAUUCAUGUCCAGUAAUAUUCUCUAUGACAUGAGCAGUACUAGUCCAUCGUCUUCGGAUUCAGAUUCACCUUCAGGGGGUAUACUUCACUGCAGUGGUGUUGAAGAGAAAAGAACUCAGAGUCAACCAUCAAUGAAGAUGAGUUCCUUUCGAAAAUCAAUUGAUAAACCAAUGAAGCAACAAUGUCUUAGUCCUCUAAAAGAAAACCACAUGAACCAGAACAUUGAACUAAAUGAGACAUCUAGACCAGGACAGCUAGGCCCUUCCAGUGGAGACUUGAAAAGAAUUCGUAGGCGUGCUAUGCCGGAGUCAAGGACACCAAUUUUACAAAGAAAAUGGGUUUAAAUUCUAAAUAUCUACCUGAUGUUCGAAUUUUGCUGGAUGUAUAAGAAUGAAGGGGUGCAUCAUGCAUGUGAAGAAGUAAAUCUCGGAAGACUCAGAGCUAGGCUUUCAGGCAUCUAUGUAUGUUACUAUGUUUUCCCUCCUAGGAAUUGCCUAGUUCCUGUAUUAAUACAAUUAGCUUAUUUGUUAUGAUAUUUAAUUUACAUUUUAUCUAUACUUUUGUCAAAUUGCUAAAAUGAAGCCUAGUCAUUUCUGUAUGAACCAAUGACUGUUUUAGCAAUAACAUGUGCCAUUUGGACCAACU
Messenger RNA from Dioscorea cayenensis subsp. rotundata (Guinea yam), 1668 nucleotides. RefSeq lists its product as uncharacterized. The transcript has 7 exons. NCBI's taxonomy places the organism in Eukaryota, Viridiplantae, Streptophyta, Magnoliopsida, Dioscoreales, Dioscoreaceae. The coding region runs from base 33 to 1367 and encodes 444 amino acids. The record is from RefSeq and is a predicted model, not a curated record.